AUGAAGCCGCAAGGCCCAGACCUUUCGUCCUCUCUUCUGGAUGCCGAGAAGUCCUUUGCCGGCCUGGUUUCUGGAACAUGGGCCGGAACCGGCAUCUGCGAUCUCCGUGCAUCCGUGACAGCGCAGCAGAAGCAGAUCGACUCCUUGGUGGACCGCGUCGCUAUGCUCCUCUCGUCUAUGCACUCUGAGGUAUUGCAAGACGUGCAGGCAGCUUUCGGCGCGUUCAACUUUGAAGCCAGAUUGACAGAGAUGCGACGUGUGGGUGAGGAGCUGGAUUCGCGCUUGAACGAGUUCAGAAACCAGGCUCGACGGUUUGGCUUCAACGAGACAUCUGCAAUUCAAGAGGAAGUUCUGCGUCUUGGAGAAACCAUGCACGGGUUUGAUGCACGCCUCGCUGCGCACGAGCAAAAAUUGCAUGAGCUUGAAGACCACGUCGGUGAGAGCAUGAUCGCCGUGCAUGACCGUCUAACUUCGCAGUGGGACAGCAUGUCGUUGGAGCUGAAGAAGUUGGCUGACCGUGUGGACAACGCCGAGUCCGACGUAGCACUUCUGUCGGACGAGGAUCCUGGAAACUAUGCAGAGACCCUGCAGAAAGCUUCAGAGGCUCUGCGCAUCGAAUGCCAAGAGUUUGUGCUCCAACAGCUUGAGCCUGCAACCGCUCGCUUGGCCACCUUGGAGGAAUACUUCUCCCAGCAGCAUUUGGACCUGCUUCGUGCGUUACAAAAUACAGAAGGAGCUGGGCCAAAGGAUGGCGACACUGCCCACAAGGAAUGGCAAAGACAGGCGCAAGAUGACAUGAGGCAGCACGGAGAGCAGCUCCUCCACUUGACUCGUGAGGUCAGGGACGUCCGAGCCUUGGCCUCGACCCUGGAAAGGGUGGUGGAAGGACACCGGGAGCGAACCGAGAAAAUUGUGACCGAGAAGCCUGUGAUUCAGGACCUUUCGCAGCGAAUGGACCUGGUCCAGGCAAAGCUCGAAGCGGGUGCCAACCCCCGAGCGGAGCAGAGGGUCGACGAGAUGGAUGCCAGGCUCAGCUCCAUCAGCCUUUCCACGAGUCAAGAGCUCCGCUUCCUCGCACAACAGUUGCGAGACCUGGAGGGCACCUUGAGCAAGCGGGCAGACAGUGCCGAGAAGACCACCGAGCGUUUGCAGGUGCAAGUUCAGGACCUGGUCUCUGUCAUGAAGGAUCUGCCGAUGGCCUUGUUGUCAGGGCCCAGCUUGCAAUCGGACGUUGAGGACCGCAUGCUGCAAGCCCUGGAACGGAAAGUCGACCUAGCAUCGCAGGACUUGCGGUGUCAGCUCGAAUCGCAGAUCGCGCAAAUGUCAAAUCGAGACCACUGGCAGCUGCAAAGCGAUGCGCGUGCUCUCGAAGAUGUAAGAGACAUGAGAUCGCAAAAGUUGGCCCUCGAAGUGCGGAAGGAGUUUGAGCAGAAGCUGGCAGACAAUGGAAUGGCCACGCAGCAGUUCAUGAGGGAAUUGCGCCAGGAGCUCGAAGCUCGAGCAUCUCAGUCGCAGCGGCAGGGAGAAGAGCUGCGACGAGAGAUGGAGCUGAAACUGGAGAGGAAGUCCUCGGCAUCAGAAAUGGCCAUGGAGGAGCUCCGGCACACACUGGACAACAUGCGCACCCAGCAGCAAGGAACCCUGCACAAACUCUCGGAAGACAUGAAGCAGAUGAGUGCGGAACUGGAAGUCCGACUAGUAAAGGCACAGGGGUCGAGCCAGAGGUUGGCGGCUGAGCUCCACAAAGACUUGGAGGUGAACCUGACUGAGACGAGUCGGCAAGUGUUGCACGAGGAACGACAGCAGUUGGUCAGCGAAUUCCGGCAGGACCUGGAGCGACGCCUGCAGAGAAGCAAUGGCCAGGCAAGCAGCGACCAGGUCCGACUAGCUGCCGAGGAGAUCCGGCAGCUCCGAGCAGCGAUGGACAGUACACGGGAAAUAGCAGAAGAGGCACGCCGAGACGUAGUCGAGUUCCUUUCGCGUGGAUCGGACGACUCCUUCCUUGAAGCCGCGGAGCGAGCAGCACAAGUCACGGCCAGCUCCUUGGAGGAUCGCUUUUGCGAGCGGUUGGAUCGCUGCGAUGCAGCUGCCAGCUCGUGUGAACAACUUACGAAAGAGAUGGAGAAUCGCCUUCGCCAAGUCUCUAGUGAACUUCGUGCACAUCAGCAGCUGGUGAGUGUUCUUGCACCCUCACUGCAAUCGAUGGAAGCCGAUUCCGUGGCAACAGCAACAGCUGCUGCAACAGCUGCGGCGGCGGCUGCAACAGAAGUGCUCUCAGAGGUCCGGAACAGUCCUGCGAUGAGGUCACUGCGAAGUAGCCCGUCGAGGUCCCUGAACUCCACAACACAGGAGUUGUUUCGCCGUUCAGACGAAGCAAUGUCAGAGCAGCCCGACUCGCGCACUUGCCCAAUUUCACCGAUCUCUGAAGAAGCAGAGGUGGAUGAGCAAAGCUUCAUCAUACAGGGCCGGCGACAAAAGAACAGGGAUUUGAGUGUGGAUGUCGACCAAUUCAGCCUGCAACAGAAAGUAGCAAGGAGCCUUGCGGGCUUGGAGGACUGA
Molecule: messenger RNA, 2559 nt
Organism: Symbiodinium sp. CCMP2456
Lineage: Eukaryota; Dinophyceae; Suessiales; Symbiodiniaceae
Source: the annotation of a GenBank genome assembly